AGUCCUCAUCUUGUAUAGAAGAUGUUCUCGUGAUUUAGCUUUAUUUGUUGUCUCAAAUCGUGCUAAAUCUUUGAUUCCCGAGCGUUUUUCUUUUUCCCUAUUUUCGGAACUAUUUUUGGGGAUUUUUCGUUCAUCAUGUUUGAGCCCGAAUCUCGUGAGAUUGGUUGAAGGGAAAUGUUGCUAGGACCUUGGAGAGCAUUCGUGAUAUGAUCCCCUUUCAAAUCCCUCACGAAUCCGGCUUGAUUUUGAGUUUUUCCCAAAUCGCGUUCUUGAGUUAGGGUUUCGGUUUUCUCCAAAAUCCGUGAUGGAUACUUGAGCUUUUUGAGAUCUUUUUCAUGGAUCCAUUAGCCCUUGUGGUUGCGCAUCUAUGGCUCAAGUUUCGUCUCGAUUCAUGGAGUAUUGAGGAUAGAAUUUUAAAUUGAAGUUCGAACCGAGUUCUCGGUGCCUUUUGUUUUCUUUCUGUUCUUCAGGUCGAGCAGCAGACGAGAGGUCCGUGACGGCGCACGCAAGUCUGCACCAGAGCAGCAGGCCAGCAAGUUGCGCAGCAGGCCGGGCAAGCCGCGCUGCAGGCCAGCUCGUUACCUGGGCCGGAACGGAUCUGGUGGCCCAAGCUGCAGCGGCAGGUGCUCGCGGGCCAGGCUUUCAGCAAUUCCAGGCAAGCACCCGCAGGCCAUCCAGUGGCAGCAAGCCUGCCACUCACGCAAGGAGCAAAUCAACUACAUGUGUGGAGUAUGACAGGGAACAUAGGCCCACCAUGACGGAUGUGCUUGCGAUGCUUAUUUGUCCGGCUCUAAAAUGGCCAUGGGGCAUCGAGUAGGGUGGAAGCGGCCUGCAACCUUAUUUGUCCGGAUUGCUUGUGCCUCUGGUUGUCUCUAAAGAAGAAACAUGUGCCUCUUGUGACGUGACUUGACCACUUGAAUUACUUUUUACACCCCUUCUCACUUGUAUUGAAAAAGAAGGCAAGAGGCAUAACACAUCCUUAUCUAGAAUGUCUGGUCAUUGCCUGCUUGAGCUCUCUUCCGAUGAGGUACUGAUGACAACGACUCACCCAAUUAAUAGCCAGCUCACUUAUAUAAUUCAUGGUGAGAAGAGGGUCACUUUCCUUACCCCCGUAACCAAACAACACCAACGCGUACUGGCGUGCGGGAUUAGCAUUAGCAGGUUAUGAGUUGUUUGUGUCAUGGGGCGCUGAAUCAUUUGCAAACUCGUCCAUCAUCAGCCGCAGCUCAAUGGCGGAUCCCCUUGGCGAAGCUUGACUCUACCUACCUGGUGCACGCAGUUGGGAUCGACGUGCAGAGCCGCGGAGCGCAAGUCCACCAACUGCUGCAUGCGUGCAGGCUUCGUGAGCGGCAUCCGGAUCAAGGACAGGAUACGGAAGGCCUGAGGUGUGAAGCGAAGGCAAAGAAGAAAUAAGUCUUGAAGAUUAUUGUUGUUGCAGUCAACCGCACAAGAGCAAGAUGGCUGACAUUGCAUUGGGCAGCGUGGGGAAGAUCGUUGAAAUCGCACUCAAGAUCAAGGAGGCCGUGGAGACGGUUAAGCAGAACGAGAAGGAGUGCCACGACAUCCAGAGGUGCGUUGCCAGGGUCAGCGCUCUCCUCAGGAAGCUUGACGAGAUGACGGAGACGAUGAAGGACGAGGUGAUGCGUGACGCACUCGAGGAUCUGGCCGAAUCCCUGGAACGCGCCCUCGAGCUCGUCACGGAGUGCCAGCGGAAGCACAUCUUUCGCCGCUUCUUGGGAGCAGGGGACAUGGCCAAGGAGCUGGGCCGGGUCCAGGAUGAUAUAGUGAGGAAACUGCAGCUGGGGAACUUCGCCACCAAUGUCCAGACCACCAUCAUGGUGACAAACAUCCAAUCUGCUGGUGGUCCUCCUCCUCCACCCCCACCCCAACGGGAAGUGAUUAUUGAUGGCUUCACAAUGUUCAGUUUAUCUGAAUUGAAAGCCGCUACAGAGAACUUUUCGGAAAGAAACAGGAUUGGAAGUGGUGGCACUGGUGAUGUUUACAAGGGUGUCCUGCAGGACCGACAAGUCAUUGCCAUAAAAAAUUUGCAUGCUAGUGUUGCCGUCAUUGACGACAACCGGCUAUACGAUGAAAUUAAUGUUUUUGUACAUCUGAAGCACAAAAACAUAACUAGACCUCUGGGAUAUUGCCACGAAAUGAGAAUGGUCUUGAUCAGCCAUAAUGGAAAAUAUGUUGGAGCUCAACAAAGAGAAUUUUGUUUUGUAGAAGAAUACAUGGAAAACGGAAGUAUGGAGAAUAUUAUCUAUGGGUCCCGAUUUAUUGGUUGGUCCUGCCGCUUCAAAAUGAUUCAGGGGAUAGCCCAGGGGCUACAUUACCUACAUGAGCAACGUGUCGUCCAUAUGGAUCUGAAACCAGCCAACAUCCUCUUCGAUUCUGAUAUGAAUCCUCGGAUCAGUGAUUUUGGCGUAGCUAAAAAGUUGGACCUUGGUGUUGAAAAAACCAGCGAUGACACCAAUAUAGUUGGCACAAUGCCUUACAUGCCUCCAGAAUACAUUGACCAAGGAACUGUGUCAACGAAGUGCGAUGUGUAUGCUUUUGGCAUCACCCUCCUUGGGACCAUUAUUGGCAGAAUGAGCAUGUCUUCGUCCAGUUAUUCAUGGAAUCCAAUUCAAUGGGCUUUUGAAGCUCGGGACGAUUUACGGAUGGAGUUGUUUAAACCGUCAUUGUGUUGCAAGUCUCAGCUAAUGCAGAUCAAGAAGUGCAUGGAGAUUGGGCUCCUGUGUGUUGAGCAAGACAGGGAACAUAGGCCCACCAUGGCGGAUGUGCUUGCGAUGCUAAAUGGUGUGAAAGAGUUGCCAGCUCUAAAGCGGCCAUGGGGCAUCGAGUAGGGCGGAAGCGGCCCUGCAACCUUAUUUGUCCAGAUUGCUUGUGCCUCUAAUUGUCCCUAAAUAAGAAACGUGUGUCUCUAGUGACGUGGCUUGACCAUUUGAAUUACUUUUUACUCCCGUUCUCACUUGUAUUGAAAAAGAAGGCUGGAGGCGUAACACGUCCUUGUCUAGAAUUUGUAUGGUCAGGCCAUUCUUUAAGAUUUCAUACUUAUAUUUUCAAAAUGACAUAUAAUUUUACAACUC
Molecule: messenger RNA, 3092 nt
Organism: Setaria italica (foxtail millet)
Lineage: Eukaryota; Viridiplantae; Streptophyta; Magnoliopsida; Poales; Poaceae
Product: putative receptor-like protein kinase At4g00960
Exons: 10
Coding region: 1458-2849 (463 amino acids)
Biological process (GO): cell surface receptor signaling pathway; protein phosphorylation
Molecular function (GO): ATP binding; protein kinase activity
Source: RefSeq, a predicted model, not a curated record